CCAAACUCCUGAAAUUCCUCUCAAAUCCCCUGAAAAAAGCAAACUUCUUUGGCCGCCAUUCCGUGCGAUUUUGACUUCAAAUUCUCACAAAAGCCCGCUCUUUUUCCGUUUUUCUUUUCUUAUUUCCAUAUGGCAAAAGAGCAAAACCACGACGCUGCCAUCAUCAACCCUCUUCGACGCCAGAGCAAAGACGAAGAUAGGGAAUUGGAAUUUGGAUCCGACGAGCCUGAGGCUCCAUUGCCUCUCACUGCUACUUCCCGGGUCUUGUAUAUGUUGGGAGAUAUCGCGGCAGGGCCUGCGUUUAGGUUUACGCAAUGGCUCGAAUCGGUUCGUAAACGCACUGCCAGAAAUCGCCCCUCUGGCUUCCCCCACCGCCUUACGAGGCUUCCCGAUGCUAUGCCUAGUUCAGAAGGAUCAAUGGACGAUCCAAAAAGUAUUUCACCUCCUGUGCAAACAACAGAACUUAGUUUGUGGGAAAGACUUGGUAAUGCUGCUAUCUUGGACAUCGAAUCUAGUUCUUUUUCUUGGGAGAGGCUCUCUUCACUGCAUCACACUGAACACAACAGCAGCACUGAACAUUCUGAGGAUGAAAUGAACAAAGCUCUUGAGGUAACUGUAAAUUCUGGUGGAGUUGUCUUCUUUGCCUUCUUUAAUCGCCUUGGGAGUGAUGAUACUUCUUCAAAGGAGGAAGCUGCUGUAAUAAAAAUAUCAUCGUCUAGAAUGGCGACACAAUCUGAACGCCUUGGAUAUGAAUUUGCCAAGUGGUUGGGAGUCCAAACUCCUCAGGCUAGAGUUAUUCACAAUACCAGUCCAGAGUGGCUUCAAAUAAAGGAAGCUGCAGAAAAAGCUAGAAAUAGAGCAUUUUCUGAAGGAGAUGAAAUUGGUGAAAUGACUUGUUUAGAACUUUUGGAAGCACUCGAGCUUAGUAGGUGCCUCUUUUUUAUGAGUUAUAUACAUGGGUCACCUUUGUUAGAAAGCUCAACUGCAUUUGAGUCUCAGGAAUCUGCUGAAAGAACGGCAGCAGCUCUUGGCAGGGUAUUGAUGCUAGACCUAGUCAUCAGAAAUGAAGAUAGGCUCCCAUGCCGUCAGCUUAGAUGGCGUGGGAAUUCUGCAAAUUUGCUGUUGGCUGAAAAGAUGAUGUCUGCAACCGCUAACUCUCUUGAAAAGGCCUUUGAUUCUGCCAUGAAUCAAUAUAGACCAAGGGUGAUAAGGGCACUUCAAAAAGAAAGAAGAUCAACUUCUGUAGGUAUCAGAUUGAGUCCUAAUAAUCCUGGAUUGCUUUCACAGGCCUCUGAUACCUCAGAUAUCUCAGAAUCACCAAGUUGUAGUGACAUUAGCCUUGAAAGUCCAACUUCCGGUGAAUCACAAUGUACUGACAUUGUGGCUAUUGAUUCUGGUGUUCCUCGGCGACCCCCUGCUGGAAAACGUGCAGAUGAUCAGGCUAAUUAUCCUAAGUUGGUUGAGUUACUUAUCAAUAGUUCUGGGUUUUGCUCGAACCUGUUACAUGAUAUCACUGGAGGAAAAUUAGGAUCUCCUUCACUAGAAGAAAUUAAUAAAACUACUGAUGUAUAUGCAAGUGAGACAGCAUCAGUAGUUCAUGAGUUCCGUAGCGGUUUCCGUGCUGCUCUUAGAGAUCUUCAGGGAUUUCAUAUAUUCCUACUUACUCUACACCAAAAGCUUGAUAGCUUAUUAAGGUCAUUUAUGAACAUUAUAAGCAAAACAUCACCAGGGGAGUCUGACAAAGAGGAUUCAAUGGUUCCUGAUUCACCUUCACUAAAUACUGGAGACGGUAGCUGUCCAUCUCCAGCAACCAAGGACAGAUCUGUUAUCGAAAACCAUCCAGAUUAUAGUGAUUCAGAAUCACAGAGAACCGCUCCAAGGGUAUCAUGGUCAGGGAAUAAAGAAAACUCUGAUACUGCUUCUCCUAUGUCAAGGGAAGGUUGGCAUGGAAAGUUCUACAAAGGAAGUGGGGAUCCACUUCGUAGUAGUCUUCGCUUAACAGCAAAGCUACGCGACUUCCAUAAAUAUGCAAAGGUUGAUGCAGAGUCUAAUAAAGAAUUAGAACAGUGGAACGAAACACUUAAAAGUGAUGCCAUCAAGCUAUGCCAGGACAACAAUUUCAACACUGGAUUUUUUGAGUGCAGCGAUAAUAACAGUGUUGUUGAUGCAUAUGAACUGAAGGUCAGACUUGAGCACAUUCUUGAAAGGAUUGCAUUAAUCUCUGAGGCUGCAAAUACAGAGAAGCCAUCUGCUGUUACAAAUAGUCUAUUCAUUGGUGGGGCACUGGCUGCAAGAUCUGUAUACACACUGCAACACUUGGGAAUCACUCAUAUUCUGUGUUUGUGCACCAAUGAAAUUGGGCAGUCUGAUUCUCAGUUUCCUGAUCUAUUUAAGUACAAAAAUUUCUAUGUUUGUGACGAUAUAGAUUCUAACAUCAGCAGCAUAUUUGAAGAAGCCUGUGACUUUAUUGAUCAUGUUGAACAGAAAGGCCAGAGAAUUUUAGUUCAUUGCUUCGAAGGGAAAAGCAGAAGCGUCACGUUGGUCCUUGCUUACUUAAUGCUCAGGAAGAAGUUCACUUUACUAGAAGCAUGGAAUAUUCUGAAACGAGUUCAUCGUCGAGCACAACCCAAUGAUGGCUUCGCAAAGAUCUUACAGGAAUUGGAUAAGAAACUGCAUGGAAGGGUCUCCAUGGAGUGGCAGCAAAGGAAACCGAUGAUGAAGGUUUGUCCAAUUUGUGGAAAAAAUGCAGGACUAAGUAGCAGCUCGCUUAAGUUGCAUCUGCAGAAAUCCCAUAAAAAACUAUCAUCAGGGAGCGUGGAUAGUGCUAUGACGAUGGAGAUCCAGAAGGCUUUAACAGCUUUGAAAAUUAGUCGUGGCGGGAGUGUCAGCCCCACGCAAAGGCAGCCUAGUUCAAUAGUGGAUGAGUGAAUGCAAAUUGCAAAUUCAUUUUGAUGCAUAAAUGUCAACGAGGUUUAUUCAUGUCUUACAAAUUUGAUCUGUUUCCUUUUCCACCCUCUCUUCUUCUGGACGCAAGUAGAUAGGACAUGGAAAGUAGUUGAGGCAGCUUCAAAUAUGAUUUUAUACAUACAUCACUGAAAGUAUGUGCAUGUUUAUAGAACAGAUGUAACACAGUUUAUAUUGUAUAAUGAAGCCAUGCAUGUGUCCUGGUUUGCGCU
Molecule: messenger RNA, 3176 nt
Organism: Neltuma alba
Lineage: Eukaryota; Viridiplantae; Streptophyta; Magnoliopsida; Fabales; Fabaceae
Product: dual specificity protein phosphatase PHS1
Exons: 11
Coding region: 130-2928 (932 amino acids)
Biological process (GO): response to abscisic acid; cortical microtubule organization; protein dephosphorylation
Molecular function (GO): phosphoprotein phosphatase activity
Source: RefSeq, a predicted model, not a curated record